This is a messenger RNA of Archocentrus centrarchus (flier cichlid), 5387 nucleotides long. RefSeq names its product protein FAM222B-like. The record is from RefSeq and is a predicted model, not a curated record. The transcript is spliced from 3 exons. NCBI's taxonomy places the organism in Eukaryota, Metazoa, Chordata, Actinopteri, Cichliformes, Cichlidae. The coding region runs from base 185 to 2212 and encodes 675 amino acids.
GGGUCCUGUCUGUCUGCGCAUGUCCGACAGAUGCUGCUUUAGCAGACAGCAGCACGAAGAGCUGACCCGCUGAUUACAACCUUUAUCAACGUUAUGUCGCCACAAAAUGAAGUUUCCUUGCUUAGAAACUCCUGAGGAUAUGGUGAGGAAAAGGUGUCCUGUGCUGCAUUAGCUGAAGAGUGACAUGCUGGCCCGUCUGCCAGCAUCAGUUAAGCCUACCAUCAGACUUCUUUCCCGCACGCAGAUGAACACUGGACCUCCAAAAUGGGAAACUACACAGAAAAUGAGAUCUGCCAGCUAUCCAACCCCAGCAGAGUUGGAUGCCUAUGCUAAGAAAGUUGCCAACAACCCUUUGACCAUCCAGAUCUUCCCAAGCAGUGUCAAAGUACCUCAGAAGAAGCACAUUCGCCGCACAGUCAACGGGCUUGACACAUCCUUGUCCAACCAACGCCAGAGUUCCUACUCCUCUCAGGUCGGCACCAGUGGGGGGCUCCUGGCUGUCCUCCGUGCACCUGUCAAAGAGUCAGACGCUAGCCAUACCCGGCAACUACAUAAUUCAGUCAUGAAUCCUCACAGUGGGCCCUAUGCCACUGAAAGCACUUUAAACCAUCCUCAGCCUGCUCCUCAGCUACAGGGUCCAUCUCAGUCUGCACCCCAGAAGCAGGGCUUAACUCACCCACAAGCACUACAGCAACAGCAUCGUAUGACUCAUCCAAUGGCUUUACAGCAGCCUCACCCACAAGCUUUGCAGCAAAGGAACAUGGCUCGUUCACAAGCGAUCCAGCAGCAGCAGAGCUUGUCCCAGAUUCAGACACCACAGCAGCAAAUACUGGCUCAUCCACAAGGUAUGCAGAGACAGCAGAGCCUGCCUCACACCCAGGCUCUGCAGCAGCCGCCACAGCAGGGGCAGUCGUGUUCAUCCGUUGUACCACAGCAGCAUCUUUCACAUCUACAGUCACUAAAGCAUCAGGUGGCUCCUCCACAAGCUUUACUUUCACAACAAGGAGUGACUCAGGAUCUGCAACGCAUGUCUGAUGGACCUCAGCUUCCAAGCCUGCAGCACACCCAGGGGCUGGUUGGGUCACAGGCCCUUCCACAGCCUGUUGCUGCAGGCCCUCCUACCAUACCUAAUUGCCCCCAGCAACCCAGACUUGGACCUUAUGGGCCUCAGAAGCUCCCUGACCCAGAUGCCCCACCAAAUAUAACUGUAUCUACCUCCACCAUCCCACUGUCCAUGGCAACCAGUCUGCAUCAGAACCGGCCUGGUGACCUGAGUGUUAUUGUGCACCAAAUCAACCAACUGUGCCAGGCUCGGGCUGGUAUGGGCACCACCUCAGUCUGUGAGGGACAGAUUGCAAAUCCCAGCCCCAUCAGCCGCAACCUGCUUAUCAAUGCCAGCUCAAGGGUGUCCUCUCACCACCCAGCUCUGGGCAAUGUACCCAGCGCCGUCAUGGUGGGACCACCAGACAAAGCUGCAGCUCAAGCUCCCAGUGUUGCUCUCAGUUCACAGCCUAGUAUAGCUGCUGCUAAUAGUAUGUCUGCCUUUCACACCAACCCUGAGAAGGUGCAGCAGCUUCACCAACAUGUACAUCAGCAGAAACAGCAGCAGCAGCAACAUUUCCAACAGCUGCAGCAGCUGCAGCAGCAGCGCUCCUGGGCCCAGCAUCAGUUAUCCCACAUGCAGCAGCAUCCUGAGGGGGCCAAUCCCUGCAAGAACCCAAGGAUGGAGCCAACAGCUGAGUGUGCUUUCCCCUCCAGAAACCUCACCUACAGCCACAAGCUACCAAACACUGUACAAAGCUUUCCCUUAAAUCAUCCUGCAGAAAAGCCACAACCUUCAUCCCCUGUUAAAUGUCAAGCAGGUUCUAUGCCUUACAUUAAUGGCCACUACAUGAAGCCACCGUGGAGCAGCGUCCCACCCACAGCAGGAAACAAUAGAUCUGGCACUCAGGACCUCUCAAUGGCUUUCCAGGGAGGGCAGGCUGCUGCCACCAGAGACCGAAUCCCAGGGGCAAAGUACAGGCCCGGGAAAGAGGGUCCUAAUGACCAGUCAGAGUUAAUGCAGAAUUUCUUAGGAGGGGACUUCCAGAUGUCCAAUUUUCAGGAGCAGAAUGUGGAUACGAUGGGGAAUAUACACAGAUCUGCCAGAGGCCAGGUUCAGGAACCUGGCAGCAGCAGCGCGGUCCAUGCUCAUCGCCCACGCUACUGUUAAAAGUGUGCGUUUAUGCCCAUGUGGCUUUGGUUUUUGUCAACCGCUGCUUUCAGCUUCUGUAUUUUACUCCUUCAAAUCUUUCAAGUGAGCAUUUAAAUUGCUUUAGAGCUCGAUUUGGAGACCCACCUGGUGUGAUGUUUCAAAGUAUUCCUCAGGUCUUAAGCCAUGUCGUACUUUUGUUGCAGAAGAAGGAUUUUUGAGCUUGAUGUCCACAUUCUUUGGCACAGAUGUGCUGCUGUUUGUUCAUAUAUCUGUGGUGUUCACAAAUGUUCGUCUGCAGCUCAGAGUAUGCCUGUAUCAUGAUUGUCACAGUGCUUUUCAUAGGUUGACAUGGAACAACUCAACUUUUAUUAGCAUUUGUGGCCUUAGAACUGCCCAAAGGCGAGCUAGAAUAGGAUCUCCUUGUGUAAUGUUUUUAUUUACAAUUAUUUAUGUCCCAACAGCUUUGAAUGGGGGUUACUUGUAUAUGCAAUUAUUAGGACUGUUGAUAGACUUGUAGUCCCAGGGGCUCAUUCCCAUAGCUGCAGUGUACAUUAAGGGGCCACGGCUCAUCUAUCAGGAAUACAAACAUGGCUUCUGAAUGGCAUUUUGCUGCUCCAGGUCAUUUUUGCAUUGUGGAUUAAGAUGAUGUGCAUGUUGGUUUAAAAGCCAGCACUAGCAAAAAAAACCCCUCCAUUUCUGAGAUUCUUAUAGUUUUAAAGCGCCCCCUGGUGAGAGAGUUGCUUUUAAGUAGUUAUUUUGUUACUUUUUUUUUUUUUUUUUUCAUCGUUGUUGCAUCUCUGAACAUUCUUACUUGAAUUGUAGAAUUUUCUUUUAAAUUUCAUGCUUAACAUUUGGAAAAAGGGGCAGAAACUGCCCCCACCCUGGGUUUAACUUUAGCUAAUAGCAUCCAUUAUUUAAACUGUGUUUGUAUGUGGAAAGUAAACUGAUCACGUGGGUGCAUGCAGACACUUUGGAUCAUGCAAAAAUGUGUCCCUUCCCCUUCAGCACACGUUCUCACCAUUUUACUACUGUGACGCAGGUGAACUGUGAUGUGGAUGUUGUUCCUCUGCUGUGGGGCUUGUGGUAAGGUGUUCAUCUACUAAUCACUGGCCUUACUGUGUCGUGUUUCUGUGACCUACAAGGAAAGAAAUGAGAACGUGUAAUGCAGGUUAUGUUUUAUUAGAUGUAUCAUAGUUAAUGUUGUCUGGGCUUGUGUUGCUGUACUAUCCUCGAGCCUUCUGAAAAAGCCUUAAAUGACACACUGGUUAUAAUCUAUAACAGUUUCUUUGCCAGGAUCUUGGUGUGUGUGUGUGUGUGUGUGUGUGUGUGUGUGUGUGUGUGUGUGUGUGUGUGUGUGUGUGUGUGGCUUCAUUGUGAGGAAAAGGUUUGUUAGUUUUUCUUUUCCCUGAUUUAUUUUUUUUUUGCUGUUCAAUCUCAUGUUUGAGCGUUUGGGUAGUGUUUACAUGUACAGGCAGUAGGAGUGGAUUAUGUUGCCUUAAGGUAAUAAUGCUACUCAUCCCCUUCUCUGAAUCACCCAUCCUACUGUCUGAAAUGUUGCCCAUCCAUCAAGGAUUUAAGAUGAUGAUGAUGAUAGAGAAAACAGUAAAUGAUUUCAUAGGUAUUUAGAAUGGGGAUGUAGCAGUUAUUUUUAAGCUAUUUGAACUGUGUUUUUAGUUGUUACACUUAAUAAAUAUCUUAUACACUCUUUAUUUUUUGGACCACUGCAUCCUGAAGCCAUAGGUGUUUUCACAUUAGGUGCCAUAGGUGACCCACACGAUGCAGACGAUAGGUUUGCAUCCACGCUUUAAUGUCUUUCAAACAGCAGGCUCUUUUUUCUGACUGAACUUUCUCAGAACAUCCUGCCGAUCAAAAGGGAGAAAGAAUUACGAAAUGAGAAAUCUUCUUCAAAGUGACGGCUUUCGUGCAAGCUGGAGCUUUGCUGGAGUUUGGUCUUUAUACUUGAUGGCAGUUUAUUUUUAUUUUUUCCUGGCUCUCAUUUUUGAUGUGCCUGCCCCUUGAAGCUGCUAUUAAAUUAAAGUGUGUGUGUGAGAAUGGUGAUUGAUAUAUGGGCUGUAUCAGUGAAAUAAGUUCCUAUUUAUUUGAUGGGUGAAAGUUGUCACCAGUCAAAUGCAGGUAUAUUUGGCUGUUUGUAUGUCUUACGAGCCAAAUUUGGAGAAGAGAAGAUUAAUAAUUAAAGCUGACCAGUAUUCAAAGUGGCAGAGUGAAGUCUGACCCACUGUGGCCUAAAGACCUUCCAAGCCUGUUUGGGUUUCUUGAACAUUUAGUCGACUGGGUGAAGACACUAAAGGAUUGGACAGACCGCCCUGUUCAUGCUGAACUGCCUCAUUACAGCCCGCCACAGUCAGGUUCUACAGUUCUGCAGUUUCAUAUGAAGUGCCUCCACUGGGUGUCGUACGGAGAAAUGUGUGAAUGGGUGCUUGCAUGUAUGUUAAGCUUGGGUACUUGCACACAGGUGUGCAUGCUGGCAGAGGUGCACAUAGUUGAUCUCUGAUGGGGGACCAAGCUGCUUAGUAUAACUACUGAUACUGUGUUAUGGACUGAAGUCCUGAAGCGUGCCACGAUUCUCAAACACUGUCGGGAUGUGUGAACUGUUUGCUGCUGACUCACUGACCAAAGUGACCAAGAGUCCCUCUCUAACCACCCCGGCUGAAAGCGUUCAGAGGCUCGUUAAUGAGCAGCAUCCUGGGAACACGGAGAGCUGCUGCCCUCUGCUGGGCAGUGAAAGAAAGUCUUGUGAAGUAAAAGUAACAUGAAAUGAGCAUUUGAAAAAAAAUCUAGAGUGAGUAGUUUGUUUCUGCAGAGUGCACCCAAAGAUUCUGUUGUUUUGGUUUUAACCACAAAUCUGGUUUCACAGUGAUAAAUUACAGAACCUGUUCUCCACAGAACGUCAGACUCUCCAAGAAUCACGUCUGCUUAAGCAUGUUGUAGCUCAGUGUGUCCGUCAUCUUCAGUGGUAUUUAUCGGGCACAGGCAUCUAACAACUCUCUCUAGAUUUUUUUUUUUUUUCCUCUUUACUGAUUUAUUUAAUCGUCUUUGGUCCUCAGAGGCGUGUUGUGAAUGGUGGUGGAGGGGGCUUUGUUUCUCUACUUUGAAAAUGUGAUAUUCCAGUUUUGCCUAACCUUCAGGAAUAAAAAUGUCUUGCACAAACAUUCCCCUAACCAAAAUAAAGUUU